GCCCAGCCCUGAGUCUAGAGAGCAAGAGGGUGGAGAAGAGACAGAGGAAAAGAGAAACCAUUCAGAGUAAAACACAGAAGAGGCUGAUUUAGUAGUGCGGCGUGCAGAUCUGGAAGCUCCAUCACUGCUGGGGAAAAGCCGCCUUUUGUGUUUCCUCUCGGUGCAGCAGGAAAGUGCGUUUGCUGUCGUGCCACAGGGGGAGAAGGAUAGAAGUAUCCUCCAAUCAGCCGUUAGUGAUUUCGCUGAUCUUGUGAGGCUGCUGAUGGGGAUUUAUCACUGACCUGAGACAGGCCAUGCUCAACACUCCACCCACCUGGAAUGCUCACAAUGGUUUUUAUAUCUUUUCUUGCAUGUUAAUAUCCAAAUGUGGAUUAUUUCUGAUAGCAUAACCAAAGGACAAAGAGAGGAUUAAACUGGACAUGCUGCCAUUCUUAAACUUCUUUUUUUCUCCUGCUGCAGACUGAAGAUGGACUAACUUUCAGACUUGAUUUGUGUCAUAUGUGGACACCUUUUAUUUUGUUUUUGUUUGUUUAGUUUAUUUUACACACAUGACAUUUUUUUAAUUAUGUCAUGCCGUGUUUGAUUCCGAAAGCAUGAGAGGUGGGAAUCAUCCGAAACACUCCACUGCAACAAUCAUGUAGGAGUGACACAGAUAGAGGUGAAGAGGCGAUGGAAAGAGGGGAUGACAGUUGGAGCACACCUGCCUGCUGAGCUUGUCUGGCACCUUCACUAUAGUUUGAUUGGCUGAAUGCUCUCAACAUAUUGACUAUCAGGUGGUUUUCCUCAAGUUAUCGUGCUUCUCAUUGUGGAGAUAGCACUCCUGUGUGUGUAUGUGUGUGCGUCUGUGUAAAAUCCUCUGUGUUUAGGAUUAAAACAGCUUCUGGAAAGGAUACAGGUGUAGUGAAGCCUUGAAUAAGGAUUAGCUUUAACACCUUGUUGAUGGUAGCACACGAGCCGGUGGACCUUUCAGACAAGACUCUUCAGCUCCGACCGCUCGUUGGAGGAUUAAAAAUAGAGGUUUAACCAAAAUGAUAAGACUCAGAGGGCAAUGAAAGUUACAUUUAGAUUCUGUUCCCCUCCGGUUCAGCUUAUCUUUGACUGGCUGGGGCUGAUAUUAAAGCAAAUGGGGUUCUGUAUAAAUAGACUGGGGGCCAUUUAUCAUAGUUUGAAAAGGACAAUUAAAAUAUUGACGCACUAAAGAAGGUUUUUCUUUAGGUUUCUAAAGAAAUAAACUGCUUUGGUAAAUGAAAUCCUAAGCUGUCCAAUAACCCAGAAAGCACAGCUCAUCCAUGAUCUGGUUUAAUAUUGAUUUCACUCCAGAUUCAAGAGUCUUAUCUGAUCACUGAUCAAGAGGUCACUAAUUUAAUAAUAAUCCAUCACUUGUCCCCCCUACAGCAGUUUGAGUGUAGAUAAUGCUAUAGCUGAGCAUCAAAGGUCCAGUAUUUCUCAUUGUGUUUGACAGCAGGCCAGAUAAAUGCUUGAGUUGACUGUAACAUUAUGUAGUUUUUAUAUUUUUUCUACCUGUUUUGCAUUGUUUAAAGAGGGUGCUUGAAAAAUGUCAAUUCCCUGAUGGCAGUUCUGUUGAGAGUUACAAGAAAAUUGGCAGCAUGUGAGUUUAGUAAGGGUUGUAGUUGAAUCAUUGUGCAGGUGUAUAUUCACCUUAUCUUAGCUGCGCAGCCAGAGGCUUACAGGUUUUACUUAAUGGUGUCACGGACACCACCUGACACCACUUCUUUGAUCCAACUUUUCCACUCAGCAAGUUUCAAUGUUUUCUAAUGCAUAGAUGCAUUAGAAAACGGCUUUAACUGAGAAUUGAUCCUUAAGUAGAUGACCAGAGCAGAAGAGGGUGCUGACGGGGCUUUUAGAAAGACCCGUUAUCUCAGCAGCCCCACUCAGCAACCCUUCAACAAAUCCGGAAAGCACAAGAAAUAGUUGGUGGGAAGUACAGCGUGGGAGUGAGGUAAAAAGAGGAUUGAGGCAAGUUCUUUGAUAGUUGCAUUGUUUGGGGAUGUAGCACUGCGAGUGUGGGGGAGUUCAGCUACAGUAGAGUUCUACUGCGAGUGCUUGCUCUAUGGUGCAGCUUUAGACUUUAGUGAUCAGUGUAGCCAGGUAUUAUCUUUGUGUAUCUUUGUUUUUGACUAAAGCGCUUCAUUGUCUGAAACAGCUGCCUCUAUUGAUGAAGAUCUGUUGAUGAAGCACAAACCAACAGGACAUCUGCAACUCAUCAUGUCUCCAGAUCCAUUCAACAAUUCUUCCUGUGUUAAAAAAGAAAGCUUCACUUGAUGCUGAGUCAUCUGUAACAAGCAGAAAAACUUCAGAUGAUUUUUUUUUAACCUUGAGGAAAUCAUCAUUUACGUUUCCUCUGGAUUAUAACAUUUGAAUUGUGAACACAACACAAGUGAGCGGAGACGCAGCCAAUUAAACUGUGCUCUUCCUCAGUGGGGAUGUGCUGCGUGUUACUCUGAAGAGGACUAGUGUUAUAUACCACAACCUCUGUGAAUGAGGGUGGGGCUCUCCCACUGCCACAGACAAAGAAUCCUGCCCUGAAAACUGGUCAUCAGUUGUUGCACCUGCACCGUCCGGCAUCCUGUCAAAAGUCACAAUGGGGUGCAACAUGUGUGUGGUUCAAAAGCCUGAGGAACAAUACAGGGUGAUGUUCCAGAAGGGUCGCGUAGGCAACAUGCUGUGCUCUUUCGAUGCUGACGGUCGAUUGAAGGUGAAUGGAAAGGAGCUAUCUCGACUUUCUGGGGAUCCUCCUCUGGACAUGCGGGACCCUGUCCUGUCUAACAUAUUAAAGCGGGGGGCUCGCAGAUGGGCAGGCCAAGCUGGAGCUCCUGGAGGGCAAGUGCCAGUAACCAUGGGCAUGGCUGACUGUGUAGACAGCUGCACCCAAACCGACAUCAGCUUCCAACAUAUGUUGACUCUGGGCAAGAGCAGCCAGCAUCCCUGUGGAGCUCCACCCCCACCCGACCCUCCUCCCUCUCCUCCACUACCACCACUACUGGAGCCAUAUCUAUUCAAUGAACUCUUUACGGAGCCCGUAUACUACGACCCUACCGACUACUUUGACAUCACUCAGCAUGAAGUGGACAGGCAGGAUGAGCUGGAAUAUGAGGAGGUGGAGUUGUACAAGUUUCGCCAGCAGGAUAAACUUGGUCUGACAGUGUGUUACAGAACUGAUGAUGAGGAGGACCUCGGGAUCUAUGUGGGAGAGGUGAACCCAAACAGUAUUGCUGCAAUGGACGGCCGCAUCCGCAAGGGAGACAGAAUACUGCAGAUAAAUGGAGUGGACAUCCAGAACAGAGAGGAGGCGGUAGCUAUUCUCACCAGGGAGGACAGCACUAAUGUUUCACUGCUUCUCGCAAGGCCCGAGAUAGAGAACGACAACCAGCUGGAUCUGGAUGAGCUGGACCUGGAGCCCCUUGACAAUGCCGUCCACCUCAGCAGCAGCCACAGAGUGGUGACCAGCCCCUCCAUGCUGGGUGCUGGACCCGCCAGCACUGCUGGGGGAGGUGUACUUCGUAGCCAUUGUCACUCGGUGAGCAGGGAUUCACCUGAUUUGCUCAAGACAGUCCUGAGCAACAGCCAGGAGUUGGACAGCGGGGUUGGCCGUACAGAUGAAAGCACACGCUAUGAAGAGUCUUCAGAACACGACCUUCUGGGAGACGACCACACUAGUGCCUCUAACACAAAUGCAACUAACACGCCUGGCAGCAUGCGCAAGUUCCUGUCCAGCAGAGGGGACACUCCACCUCUGCUGCAUUCCCAAGACCUUCAGUUCAGCACAGACUCCCUCCUGGGACUUGACUGUUUUAAUGGAGGAGGCUUGGAACAAGUAGAGAGACUGGAGAGGGCCUACAUGCCAGAUCCUGUAAGGAUGAUGAUGCCUGGUCUGACUGAGGAAGAGUGUGAGAGGUACAAAGAGCUACUGGAAAUCAAGUGCUUCUAUGAGAAGAAUGGUAAUGCUCAGGGGCUGGCUCAUGAGGAAGGGGGUGUCUCACUGGAUGAGAACAGGAAUGAGAGCCUGACGCAACAUGAGAUGGCUCUCCUUGAGGAGGAACUCCGCCACUUGGAGUUCAAAUGUCGAAACAUCCUGAGAGCCCAGAAGAUGCAGCAGCUGAGGGAGCGUUGCAUGAAGGCUUGGCCUCAUGAGGACAAGAAUGGAGCAAGCGCAGGAGCUGGAGUAGGAGCUGGAGGACGUUUGGAAAUGAACGGUACUUUGGUUAGUGAGGAGUCCUGUCACCACGCUUUGUCAGACAUCAAUGAGCUUCCAGAGAGGGAGCGCUCAGAUAAGGACAGCACGAGUGCCUACAACACUGGAGGGGAAAGCUGCAGGAGCACCCCUCUGGUUAAUGAACAGCAACCUUCACCUUCCAUGCAGAGUCUGGAGGGGGGGGAGUCUCUGCUUACAGCAGCUAUGCAGCUUCCAACCUCCAUUAGGCAGAGAGAGAGAGGAACCCACGAAAGAGGGGAUGGGAUUCAAGAAAACCUGAACCAGCCCUACUCUCCACACACUCACAGAAGAGGGGCUGAGGCUAAGACCUCCAGCCCAGGAGUAAAGGUUAGGUCCCUGUCCCGGGAUGUGGGAACCAGGAGGGGCUCAGAUGGAGGGGUAAGACGCAACCCCAAAGGUAGCGGGACAGCUGAGAGGGCUGGUGGACGGAGUGCAGAGAACAGCCCUUAUUUGUCCCGCCGUCAAAAUGAGGUAAAGCCCCCCCAGCGUUACCUGAGCUGCAUGCAGCUGAGGUCCCCGUCAGCCUCUGAACGCCUAGGUGGACUUAGAAACGCUCCCAAAGAGGGUACCAUAGAGAAAGAAGGUGAUCUCAGCCCAAUGAGUUUGGCCAGCACAUGUAAAGAUGUUGCCCAGCCCCCAGGUGCUGUAUCCUUACCUUUGUCCUCUCCACUGCUGCCAGCAUCCCCUCGAAUGGAAUGGAAGGUCAAAAUCCGUAGCGACGGCUCGCGCUACGUGGCUAAGCGGCCUGUGAGGGAUCGCCUCCUUAAGGCACGUGCCAUGAAGAUAAGAGAGGAACGCAGUGGCAUGACAACAGAUGAUGAUGCUGUCAGUGAGAUGAAGAUGGGCCGUUACUGGAGCAAAGAGGAGCGCAAGCAGCAGCUGCUGAAGGCCCGAGAGCAGCGGCGGCGCAGGGAGUUCAUGAUGCAGAGCCGUCUCGACUUCCUGAGAGAGCGCGAGAGGGAGCAAGGCAGCGGUGGAGGAGGAGGAGGAGGAGAGCAGCAGGGGACGACACAGCCACAGGAGCCCACCUCCAUCCUGGAGCUGUGCCAUCGCAGGAGCAUGAAGAAGCGUAGCCGCAGAAUCCUGGACAACUGGAUCACCAUACAGGAGCUGCUGGCUCAUGGGAGCAGGUCUGCUGAUGGGAAGAAAGUCUACAAUCCACUGCUGUCUGUCACCACUGUCUGAGAUGAGAUGGGAAAGAACAAGGGAUUAGGAUGAGACACUUGUCAUUGGAUGAACACAAGCUGAUUCCCUACAUCCUGGCACGAAUGUUUGUCAUCAACAUAACAUUUAUGAGAAUCAUAAACUAGCAUAGCACAGGCCCCAUUCUUAAAAUGAGACAA
Messenger RNA from Melanotaenia boesemani (Boeseman's rainbowfish), 5577 nucleotides. RefSeq names its product PDZ domain-containing protein 4-like. NCBI's taxonomy places the organism in Eukaryota, Metazoa, Chordata, Actinopteri, Atheriniformes, Melanotaeniidae. The coding region runs from base 2603 to 5419 and encodes 938 amino acids. The record is from RefSeq and is a predicted model, not a curated record. Gene Ontology annotation, molecular function: protein binding. The transcript has 8 exons.